Molecule: messenger RNA, 1086 nt
Organism: Sugiyamaella lignohabitans
Lineage: Eukaryota; Fungi; Ascomycota; Dipodascomycetes; Dipodascales; Trichomonascaceae
Gene: TRP4
Product: anthranilate phosphoribosyltransferase
Exons: 1
Coding region: 1-1086 (361 amino acids)
Biological process (GO): L-tryptophan biosynthetic process
Cellular component (GO): cytosol
Molecular function (GO): anthranilate phosphoribosyltransferase activity
Source: RefSeq, a predicted model, not a curated record
AUGACCGGGAAAGUGAAUCUGACGCCACAGCUGAGAAAAUUGCUGCAACGACCGCCGCAGUUGACGCCGGAGGAUGUGGUAGCGGCUCUGGAUGUGAUGAUAGCGGGCGAUGCUGAUGAUAUCCAGGUGGCAGCGUUUUUGACGGCUUUGAGAAUCACUGGGUUAGACCAUUCGGCCGAUUUUAUUGCUUCGACAGCAACGAGGAUUUUCGAGGAGUCGCACAAACUGGAUACUUCGACUUUGAACCCCGAGGGAUAUGUGGAUAUUGUAGGAACCGGUGGUGAUGGUAAGAACACAUUCAAUGUUUCGACAACAGCAGCCAUUGUAGCAUCAGGAAUCGGUCUGAAUAUCUGUAAACACGGCGGAAAAGCGUCGACAUCAACGUCAGGUUCGGGUGAUUUAUUGCGGUUCCUGGGUGUCAAAAUGGAGAAUGUGAACCAUUUGACGGCACCAGGUAUCCUCAAUCAAUCCAAAUACUGUUUUCUAUUCGCACCAGUAUUUCAUCCAAUGAUGGCAUCACUGGCUCCAUUGCGAAAAACACUGGGAAUUCCUACUAUUUUCAACAUCAUGGGUCCAUUGAUCAACCCAGCUCCUCUGAAAGCCCGUAUCAUUGGCGUCUACUCCGAGCCUCUAGGUCGAGUAUUUGCCGAAGCAGUUCUACAAAUGAACAUAGCAGCCGGCCGACCGAAUUCUCCUGCUUUAAUUGUCUGGGGAACCGAAGGGCUGGACGAGAUUUCUAUUGACGUUCGCACCAAGGUCUGGGAACUCAAGAACCAGAAAAUCUCCGAAUACUACGUCGAACCGGCCGAUUUCGGCAUCCAACGCCAUACUCUCUGCGAAGUGGCUUCAGGAACCCCACAACAGAACUCCGAGGUCGUUCGCAAACUACUGGCCAACGAACUGCCCGAAAACGACCCUGUCCUCGACUACGUUCUCAUCAACACCGCGGCCCUCGCCGUCGUCGAAGGCACAGCCCGCGACUGGAAACAUGGAGUCGAACUCGCCCGGGAAAGUAUCCGUUCAGGAGCCGCCAAAAACGCUCUCGCCAAGUUCGUAGCCCUCUCCGAGGCCGCUGCUACCCACUAA